Molecule: messenger RNA, 9169 nt
Organism: Phyllopteryx taeniolatus (common seadragon)
Lineage: Eukaryota; Metazoa; Chordata; Actinopteri; Syngnathiformes; Syngnathidae
Gene: cdk5rap2
Product: CDK5 regulatory subunit associated protein 2
Exons: 42
Coding region: 563-8920 (2785 amino acids)
Cellular component (GO): microtubule organizing center
Source: RefSeq, a predicted model, not a curated record
CUGGCAGUUGGCUGCCAACACAGUGCUGUUCUGUUGCUGUGCCAUGACUUGUUCGUCAUGAUCGGUGCGGAACAGAGAGGGAUUCGCCGUUGGCCUCCUGUGGAUUGAGGUGUAAUGGGAUAUGUGACAACAGUGAUUGCUCGAAGACACCUCUCUUAAGUGGAUUUUUUAAAUACACUGGUAGAGUGAAUGCACGCCUAACAAGACGAGGCAUCGGCUCUUUCAGUCUCAAGUGGUCCCCUGCCGAGACAUCUUCAAUCUGAUCAUAUAUAUUUGCUAUGUGACGUCCCCUGGCAGAUUGUCGAGAGGCGGGCAGGCGUCAGCCAUAACAAAGAUUACUACAGUAGCUUCAGGGGAUUUGACCUGAUCGACUACGUUGGAUGAGAGCGAAACAGAGGCAGGAGCGGGGAUUAUUUAAGGCUUAUGGCUUACAGUGCUCUGUGAUCAUUCAUUCUCUCUGGUGCUUUGCAAAAUGAUGGGUCUCUCUUCUGUGGCUGGCAGGCGAAGGAUCUUUAGAAAUGGACAUUUUGGAAAAAUCUGAGAUGUGUUGAUCGAAGGUGACAUGAAGGACUCGUGUCGCGUGUGCAGCGGUCGUCUGGUUGGCAACCAGUGUCGCUGGAUCUUCAGCUCAGCCGCAAAGAGGAAGCUACAGAUCAUUUUGUCACACGUGCUCGGACGGGAGGUGACUCGCGACGGCCGCGGGGAGUUCCUCUGUGGAAAAUGUGUAUUCCAGCUGGAGAAGGUGAUACAGUGCGACGUGAACCUCAGCCAGCUGCAGGAACAGCACAACAGCCAGGUGCAAAAAAUACAAGCGGAGAAAGCGCACCUGAUCCAAUGCAUCAUCCACGUCUACAGUAAACACAAUCUCGACUUGGAAAAGAGCGACGAGGACAGCGUCCGCUCAAAGACUUCACUAAGAUUAUCCGGGGCAGCCAGUUUUGACGAUGAGGCCGCCAGUCUGCUGCCCGAUGACGCGCAAUCGCCGAGGGAGGGCAUUAGUAGUCACCGCAUGAGGAGAUGUGUGAGUCUGGAUAGACUCGUGAGUAAAGGAGUCUUCCCGGGACGUUCAGGCCUCAAGAAAUGGAGGGUAGGGUCAGCUGUGGGGCUGGACAGACCAAUGAAGAGCUGUGGUUUGCGGGCCUCGCGGGGAUGCUCUCAGAGCAUGUACCUGGACCUGGUCCACUACAAGGGGACCUUUCCUAGACACGGAUUCAAAGGCCGCUCCGCAUCGCUGCAGUCCCUCAAUCGAGACUUUGACUCUCCAGAAGCCACGCCACGUAAGACAAAAGUCCGAGAAGCUAAGACAUUUGUCCUCAGAAACGUUGCCACUGAUGAUCCAAUGGGAAAGGCUCAAGCUAAAGCGCUCCUGCGCAGUUCCUCACGACAGCCCUCGGUGAUCUCUGACCUGAUCCAACUCCUGCGCUGCAUCAGCAAGCAAGGAGUUUCAGUCCCCGCCGGGAGCCGCAUCCCUGUCCUGAAAAGAUUCAGUACUGGCCAUUCCCAUGCCUGUAACAAGCGUGUACGCAGAGAGGCUAAGUGGAAGUCUCUGCAUGACCUAACAGAGGAAUUUGAUGAUCAAUACACGCCUGCCACUGCGGAGAGCGAGCUUCAUCGACUGGAGUCCAUCAACAAGCAGCUCAAUGAAGAGCUCAUCCAGGCAAAAAGCACUCAUGAGAACCUGACAAAGACACUGGAAGAAACCGAGAGUGAAAGCAAGACACUGUCAGUAAGGCUGGACGAGAGAGAGAAUGAACUCCACAGGGAGAAGAAAAACGGCCUAAAGCGAGACAAAACCAUCCAAGGGCUCACGCAGGUCCUCAAAGAAAAAGAGAAAGAGAUUGCAGAAUUGUGUCAUGAGAUUGAGGACCGUGAUGAUGCUCUCGCUAAGGCCAGGGAGACAGCGCACAAGGUCCAGAUGCAGAAAUAUCAGGGAACAGAAGAGCACCAAACUCUAUUAAUGGCCAAGCAAACAGAGCUGGUCCAGCUCCAAGGCGAGCACCACGCCAAGGUACUCGAAGCCCAAAAGCUGCAGCGGGCCCUGGACAGGAGGGAGCAGGAGCUGUCUGACUUGCAGCGGGCAAAGGAGCAGCUCGAGGUGGAGCUGGAAGACCUGCAACAGCAGAAGAAGAAGGGAGACAAAGCCGUGAAUGAUCUGAACAACCAACUGAAAAAGCUAAGCAGCGAGAUCGGGGAGAGGGAAAGUUCUCUGGAGCAGCAUUACCAGGAGCUGUUGCACCAAACCCAAAGAAAAGUGCAGGCCCAUGAAGUCACCAUCCAACGGCUAACAUCCACCUUGGCCGAUAAAGAGCAGCAGUUACAGGAGUACAUAAACAUGGUCAGAGAUAUUGAGGAAAAGAAGAGCCCGCCAGGAAAUGACAGCAUGCUUGCUAAGCUGCGCCAAAGGCUGAAAGAAAAGGAGAAAGCACUGGAGCAAGCGCUGGACGAGAGGUUUGUGGCCAUUGAGGAGAAGGACAACGAAAUCCACCAGCUGCAGCUGUCGCUCAGGGAGAAGGAGAGAGAUCUGGAGAGGCUCAAUAACUUGCUGUCACGCAACGAGGAAACUAUUAAUAGUUUUGAUAGCUUGAUCAAGGAGAAGGAUGUGGAACUACAGCACCUUGCAAACACACUAAAGAACCUGCAAAGGGCCAAGCAAGACGUGGAGGACAACCUGAACAGGUCGCUGAGGGAGAAAGACGCCAUCAUCAGCCAACUGCAACUCUCCCUCGACGGCAAGACCAAAGAUUUGGAGGAAAUGUCUGAAUCGGUGCCGAGCAAGUCGCAAAGUUACGACUUGGCCGAGCAGAUGGGCCAGAGGUUAAAGGUGAACGAGGCAAUGCUGGCCGAGGCUAUGAACGCCAGGGAAAGGCUUGUCGCCGACAACGAGGCCGCCGUGGAAGGACUGCUGGCUACGAUUAAUAGCAAAGACCAACUCAUCAAGGAGUCCGCUGAGCACUACAACCGCAUGCUGUCCGAACGCUCCCAGGAGAUCCAGGAGCUGAAGAGGCAGCUGUCUGACCGGCAACAGAAACUGGCCACCGCUGAGAGGCAGUGCUCCACGACGGCCCAAAAGGACUCUUUGGAAACCGCCAAGCUCAGAGAGCUCCUCGCUGAAAAAGACAGCAUCAUCGACAGACUCCUCCAACGUGCUGAGGAGACAGAGUACGACAAGGAGCCAGAUUAUGUGCUAGAUCUGAGACAAACCAUCCAGAUCAUGCAGGAGAAGUUGGACGGGCAAGCUGAGCUCUCCAGGAGGAACAGCGACGAGAGCGUGGAGAGCAUUCCACUCUCCAAGAAGACCGUUGUAAUCCUUAAGAAAGAGCUGGCACAGAAAACAGAGGCUCUCAACAAAGCACUGAAGAGGGAGAACGAACUGAAGAUGUCUCUGGUGGAGCUCCAGUCGUUGCUUUCUGAGCUGGAGAGCCGCAGUGAAGGCCAGGCUGCUAAUAUUGAGUCCCUGGUUGCCACCCUGGAGACCAAGGAUGAGAUCAUCCAUGACCUCCAGCAGCGUCUCUGCCAGCCAGGGGACACUCAGGGUGAUCGGGUCCAGGAUCGGGUCAUUGGCAGCAGCUUGGAUCGAUUGCCUUCAGGGCUCCCUCAAAGAGAGAGAACCAUGAUUGGCGGAGACAGCCAGCAAGAAGCACUGCCCAGCCUGAUAGCUUUGCAGCAGGAGCACAAGGCUCUCAACAAAGCGCUGAGGGCCGAGCAACAGCUUUACUCCAGCCUGGUCAGGACUGUGAAGGAGCAGGACAGUGCCCAACGUCUCCAUGCUCUGCAGCUGGAGCUGACGGCAGUGCAGCUCCUCAGGCAACAGCUGGAGGACGGCGUCAAAGCCAACGAGGAGCUCAGGGACGACUUGGACAGAGAGCUAGACAGAGCCAAAGUCAGAGAAGGUGUGAGCGUGGUCGAUCCCAAAGAACUGGAGAGCGUUCAGCAUCAGCUGGAAGAUGCCCAGCGCUGGAAUGCCUCUUUGCAGGCCCGCUUUGGGGCGAUCCAGAACCGCGGUGGUGGAGUGGGCGGGGCCAACGACUGCGGAGACUCGCUGAGCUUCGCCGGCGACCAGACCUCUUACAUGAGUAUCUGUGUGGGUGAGGGGCACGACGACAGAUCGCAUCAGGAGCUCAAACAGAAGGUACUAGAGCUGCAGGACUGUGUCAAAAGGCUUCAGGCUAUAAACAAGGAGGAGAAAAACCCAGCCAGCGGUCAUCCCUGGAAACAGCAGCCAGACACCACAAGGAUUACGGAGGUGCCACCUGUAGAUGAUCAGACGCGCCGAUCUCAAGAUCAAGCGAGUCAGACGGACAUCUCUCUGGGGCAGUCGCCAGUGGAUGAGAGUGUGGACAGCGGUCUGGGCCAGAGCAGAGAGCAUGCUCAGUGUGCCGCUGCAGAGACCGAUUCUGUAAAUUGUCUGCUGACCGACAGUGGUGCUACGUCACUCCUGCAACUUAGAGAGGAAGUCCUCAGGCUAACGGCUGAAAACGUGCAACUGCGAGGUUUGUUGAAGGAACAAAAGUCCAGCGAGAGCAAAGAGAAGGAGAGCACGGACGCGUCUGGGAACAGCAGCGACGGGCAGGCUGAGUUAAGACGGAGCCGGGAAACUUUGCAGGCUCAAACUAAGGACAAAGAGGAGGAAGGCGCUAAGGAUAGGGGGACCCUGGUCACCACUGAGGGAGUGGGAACUCUGCAAGCUGGCCACCACAGCAAGAUUACAAAGCACAGGGCCGGUUUAAGAUCUCGUCUGCCUGUCCCGGUGAGGCCGAGAGCGGAAGUUUGCAGCGACACACAUUCAGAGCCAUGUAAAGCAGACGCAGCGCAGCACCUUCACACAGACUCUGACCAGAAGUCAUUUGGAGACUCCACCGCAUCAUCGCAGCCGAGUGACGGCCCCUCUUCAUCCCACGGCCAUGCUCACGAUAACAGCUAUCCUGCCACGCGCACGCCUGAUGACACCCAGGCCCACGCUGCUCUUUUUGCCCAGCUGGAGCUCCUCCAUCAGGAGUGCCAGGACAAGGAGGCUUUGAUCAACAAGCUGGGCGAGCAGCUGGCUGACUGGGAAGAACUCCACGCGCAGCUCCGGGACAAGGAGCAUCUCAAUAGCCAAUACGUGGUGGCCUUGAAAGCUGCCGAGUCCACCAUCGCAUACCUGACCGCCUGCAGUCUGGACAGCCAGGGUGGGUCUGGACCAGGCGCAGGGUCCGCUUCUGUGGCCUGCAACAGCACGCACCUGGAUUUACAGAAAGUGCUCCAGGAGAAAGAGGUUCUCAGCAAGCAACUUACACAACAUUUGAACUUGGCAGAGAAGCACAUCUUGUCACCAGACAGCCAGGAAAAGCGGGCAGAAUUUGCAGAUCUCCGUUUGAAGAUAGAGGCAGUGAACGCCUCGUCAAAUGAGCAGAGAUCCUUAGCUGUCUUUGGAGGACCUGAGGGUUUGGUGCAAAAUGAUUCUUUGCAGGGUAGGCCAAGACAGAGUAAUUCCACGCAGACAGCAUCAGAAUCUCUCACAGAAAAAGAGUUGAAGGAUCAGCGAAGCACAAGCAAAAGUUCAAAUCUUGUUUCAAAUAAGGGGAUGACCAAAGUUCUUGCGAAAUGCCUUAGCUUGGUAGAAUCGGUCAUUGCUUCUCUAGCAGCAGUCUGCACAAAUAACAGCUCAUUCACCAACCCUGAGCUACAGGAGCAUUUGGACAACCUCCAGAGGGCUCUACAAAACAGACAAGAACUGGAGCACCUGACUCAAGCCACUCAACCAAGCAGUCACUCUGAAGAGCUUCUCAACUCUGAGCUCCAUCGCAAUCUGCGACUCCUCUGCAAGGUCCUCGCCGAUCACUCUCAGACGAUUUGUGAGCUCCAGGCCUCCCUGCAGGAGGAGAGGGCGCGUCGGGAAGAGAGCGAGGCCCACGCGGCGCUUUCAGAUGCCAAGGGCUUAGCACCGAACGUUCAGGCCCAGCUGGAGACUCUGCACAAGGCGCUGAGGGAGAAGAAAAAAGCCUGCAAAAACCUGGAGGAGAAACUGGCCACGGCUCAAUCCACACCGUCCCCAAAUAACACGGCACGCAAAGCUGUGGAGCAGGAUGACAAAAGUGUGCAGGUGGAUUUGCAGGACCUUGGUUACGAAACCACGGGCAAGAGUGAGAACGAUAGGGAAGAGAGCAGUAGCACAGUGUUUAAAGAAUCCCUGUUUUACUAUCCCCAUCCCUCCACGGAUCCAGACCUCGAGAUAGGUGUCAAAGCAAGCGGAAGCGCUUCUAGUUUCCCUUUGCUGCUGAGUCAAGAGCAGGCGCACUUUUCCUCCACUGAACAUCUGGACUCCACCUCCAGCACUCCGUACCCGAGUUCCCCGACCUUGAGCUCGGCCAAGAUCAGUCUGAAAAGCCUGCAGACCUACGAGGAAUACGGUCUCUCCGAGGACCCGCUGCAGCUCCAGGCACAGGUACGAGAGUUGAAGAUUCAGUUGGAAAGCCAGACCAAACUCGUCAGCCAGAUGCAAAGUCUUGUGCGGAGAAACUCCAUCAACCUGGUGGCAGGCCACCGCUCUGACCAAUCCACUAAUCGGGAUGGAGCACAGGGCCGUCACCCGAGGCCCAGUAGGGAGCAGAUGCGGGAGAACGAGGGUGAUGGAAAGGACCAGUCCAUUAGGAGUGAAGCCAGCGAGGCGGCAGGAAAGAAGGGCAUGAAGGAGGAGCUGCAGCACGCUCGCAGCCGUUCGACAUCCCCUGCCAGCUUGGACUCUCUGGUGCAGUCGCAGGCCAGGGAGCUGUCGCAGCUCAGGCAGCAGAUCAAGGAGAGCCGGCGGCUGGGCAGCCUACAGCGUCGUCAGAUGGGGGAGCUGAGCAGGGCCUUUCAGGAGCUGCUCCAGGCCAGCCCGGUGGACUGCUACAUGGGCGAGGUGGUCAAGGGGCAGCUGGACAAGACCCUGAGCAUUCUUGAUCGGCUGGAGGGACGCCUGGACAAAGGAGAGACUCAUCAGGAUAAUGAAGACGUGGCGGCUCUGGAGCGUUCUCGCAGGUUGGCCAAAGAACUUCAGGAGAAGAACCGCCUCAUCCAGAGCCUGCAGAGUCAGGUCCGAGGUCAGAGUCCCAGCAGCCCCCACAGCUCCCACUCAGAUGGACACCCCUCGGACGGGGCCGCAUCCUCCUGCUACGGUAGCCCGCCCGUGCAAGGGGGAGGAACGGAGGUGGCGGGCGUGUCCGGCGACCAGGAAGCGGGCGGCCGACUGCUGGGCUUGCAGAGGGAGAACGGACUCCUUCAUGAGCGGCUGAGGAGCAGCGAGCAGCUCAACGGCAGCUUGCGUAGCGAGCUGGAGCUGCACCUGUCCGUCAUGGCGCAUCAGCAGGACCGCGAUUCUCUGACGGAAGCGACAAAGCGCGAUGAGGGGGGCGGCUCGGCGGCAAACGCCUCUGCGGAAGCGCGGGCCGUCGAUUCAGACCUGCUGGCCGAGCACCUCGAGGAGAUCCGAGCUCUGAGGCGGCGCCUGGAAGAGAGCAUCUCCACCAACGACCGCCUCAGGGAGCAGCUGGAGAGGAGGCUCGCCGAGGUGGAGAAAGACACAGCAGCCACCAACAUCUUCAUCCACGGCAACGAGGAUCAAGCGCAGCUGGUCAACGAGGUCCGCUUCCUGUGGGGUCAGAACCAAGACCUGAAGGAGCAGCUCCACCAGGAGUCCAAAGACAAACAGCGGGAGCGCGAGCGGCUGCGGGACAACCUGGCGAGGCGCACGGCCAAGCUGGAACAGAGCAGGCAGCAGGGCGACGUCCUGAGGCAGGAGAACGCCAGGCUGCGGGACAAGCUGGAUCUCGGCGGCCGAGAGAACGCCAGGCUGCUCCGCUCGCUGCGCGCCAGCGAGGACCGGCUGCGCAGUUUGCAGUGCGAGGCGAAGCUCCUGCGGCAGCAGGUGACCGACUCGCAGCGCCUCCUGCAGUCGCUGCACGUGGAGCUGCAAGUUCACGAGAAGAUUGAGACGGCGACGCAGGGUCAAAAACCCGGCAGCACGACGCAGGAUCCGGCCCGCCCUCCCUCCGGCACGGCGGACCUGUCCGAGCUGCUGUCGGAGAUCCGCCGCCUGCGGCUGCAGCUGGAGAGGAGCAUCCGCACCAACACCACGCUGCGCCAGAGGCUGGAGGAGCAGCUGUGGCGAGGAGCCGGCCACUCCGAAACCAUCAACGUCAACUACCUGCUCUCCUCUGCAGAUGAAGGAAGCGGGCCGCCCGGUCGUGAAGGCGCCGACGUUCUCGUCCACGGUGACGGCGCAAAUGGUAAUCGGGCGCGCUGCGAGGUGGGCGGCGACGGCGGCGGUAGCAGCAGUUCCGGCGAGAGUGUGACCGCCGCCCCCUCCCGCCUGGUGCCGGGCCACCGCCUGUGGGCCAACCGCAACGGGCGCCACAUCCUGGCGCUGGUGGAGGACUACAGCGCCCUCCGCAGGCACAUCUCGGAAGGAUGCAAGCUCUCGCGCGGCAUGGAUGUGCGACUCCAUCAGUGUUUCAACAGCAAGGUGAUGGACGAGGAGAGCGUGAAGCUGUUAUCCGGCGACGUGAGCACCGUCCAGCAGGUUCUGGACGAGGCCGCCCGCCUGCUCAAGCUGGUGUGGAGGGUCUCUCUGCCAGCAGGGGGCGCCGGGGCUGGGGGCAACAACCAGCAGGACGAUCUGAAGAAGGAGAUCUCCCGUCUGAAGAGCAGACUGUCUCAGCAGGAGAGAAUGCUGAGCGGAGCCGUCAAACGCCUGCGAACCACCAACCAGCUCAAGGAGGGCAUGGAGCGGGUCAUCGUCGACCAGCUGUCUCUCACCCAUGGCGUGUUAAAGAAAGCCCGCGGCAAUUUAGAGAAAAAUCACUGUUACCUCUUUGGCCCACAAGGCCCGACUGGAGGACAAGGAGGUGCCUGUAAAUGGCCAAUAGGGGGCGUCGACGUGUACACCUCAGACGAGCAGUGACCACACUUCCCGUUUCUGUUCCUGCUGCGUCAUGUUUUUCUUGUUCAUUUAACUGUUCAGCCUUUUUUUUUCCCCCCUACUUCAUUUGCACAGAAGUGGCUUUUAAGAGUUUUAGGUACUGGUGGUGUAUGUUUUAUUUCAAAUUUGUACAUAAUCAAUUGAUCUGCUUUAUAUGAUGCUUAUAUAAGAAGAUGGACGUGUAUAUUUUGUUGAAUGCAGUAAAAAAAAAAAAAAAAAAAAAAGUUUGAA